Messenger RNA from Auxenochlorella protothecoides, 861 nucleotides. RefSeq names its product Mitochondrial fission process protein 1. Gene Ontology annotation, cellular component: mitochondrion. The transcript has 4 exons. NCBI's taxonomy places the organism in Eukaryota, Viridiplantae, Chlorophyta, Trebouxiophyceae, Chlorellales, Chlorellaceae. The coding region runs from base 1 to 861 and encodes 286 amino acids. The record is from RefSeq and is a predicted model, not a curated record. Gene Ontology annotation, biological process: mitochondrial fission.
AUGCGACCCAAAGCAAAACAAAACAACACAAAAGCGGGCGCCUGUCUAAAACGAGGGAGUGGGCCGGAGAAGCGAGGCGACGGCAUAGACAUCGACUUGUUUGAGCCUGCUGGAACGGAGGAGGACACGACCGGGCGCCGGGACCCCUCCAUCCCGACGCCCAACCUCCACCCCCUGGCCCGGCUGCUGGAGAGUGUGGACUGGUCGGAGCCCGGCACCUUUGACGGCAUCCCCAAGACCGAGUACGACCCGCUCCGGGACGGGCCCCUGCGCUACCUGGGAUAUGCCAACGAGGUCGGGGAGGCCUUUGGCGCCUGGCUCUUCUCCGGCGGCGUGCCCUUGUCCUAUGCCAUCGCCAUCUCCUACGUCCUCUUCGACACCGUGGACAAGUGGCAAGCGACCUACAGGGACGCCCGGGCCAAGCUGAGCGGGGAGAGUGUCCCCAGCAGCGUGGACGUGCCACUGCUGGUGCACCUCAUCGCGCUGGACCGGGGCCUGGACACCCUGGUGUGGCAGCUCAUCGCCUCCGUGGCGGCGCCCGGGUACACCAUCCACACGCUGGUGGCGGUGGUGACGCAGCUGCUCGUGGCCGCUGAGGCCACCAGCCUAGGCCACAGCCUGACGGCGCUGCUCGCCUCGGCGCUGCACACGCCCGAGGAGGCGCUGGUGCCCCUGCUGACCAAGUCGCUGCCCACCGCGGUGGGGCUGGCCACCAUCCCCUACAUCGUGCACCCCAUCGACAGCGGGGUGCAUGCCCUGCUCAAUGCCACGCUCCGGCCCCUGCUCAAGAGAGGGGUCUGCAGUCGGGGGGGUGCGGAGGCGGGCCUCGCCAUCUGCAAGCCCAGCAGGGAGGGCAGGUGA